This is a messenger RNA of Lepisosteus oculatus (spotted gar), 5509 nucleotides long. RefSeq names its product formin binding protein 1-like (gene fnbp1l). Lineage: Eukaryota; Metazoa; Chordata; Actinopteri; Semionotiformes; Lepisosteidae. Gene Ontology annotation, biological process: signal transduction. Gene Ontology annotation, molecular function: protein binding. The record is from RefSeq and is a predicted model, not a curated record.
AAUGACGUAUUUCCUUAUUACUGUUAAGCAAUAUGUUAUCUAACGAUUACGAUUACUACUGCUAACGACAACUGAUAAACCAUCAAUUGGCUUUAACGAUCAAUCCGAAGAAACUCGGACCUCCCUUUCCCUGUGUCCUCCAAGAUCCCAACUUCCUCUGCGAGCGGUGAAUCAGACACACGGCUCCGCUGAGCUGGAGUAGAGCGAGGAGCGCUGAGGAAACGAGACGAGAAGAGGGCGCAGACGAGGCAGGCAGUGGGAGACUAGCUUGGGAGACUUUCAGCUGGGGGAACGAAUUACAGUCUAGGAGGUUUGACACAAGAGGAGCAAACAGCAAUGAGUUGGGGAACGGAGCUUUGGGAUCAGUUUGACAACCUUGAGAAACACACACAAUGGGGAAUUGACUUCCUGGAAAGAUAUGCAAAGUUUGUGAAAGAGAGAAUGGAGAUCGAGCAGAACUAUGCAAAACAAUUAAGGAACCUUGUGAAAAAAUACUGCCCUAAGCGCUCCAAAGAUGAAGAGCCUAGGUUUUCAUCCUUGUUGUCCUUCUACACCAUCCUAAACGAACUCAAUGACUACGCGGGCCAGAGAGAGGUAGUGGCAGAGGAGAUGGGGCACAAAGUCUACGGAGAGCUCAUGAGAUAUUCCCAAGAGCUCAAAUCGGAAAGGAAACAUCAUCUUCAGGAGGGGAGGAAAGCCCAACAGUACUUGGAUCACUGCUGGAAACAGAUGGAUAAUAGCAAGAAGAAAUUUGAGAGGGAAUGCCGGGAAGCUGAAAAGGCUCAGAUGAGCUACGAGAGGUUAGAUAAUGACAUUAACGCCACCAAAUCGGAAGUGGAAAAGGCAAAGUCACAGCUUUACCUGAGAACACACAUGGCUGAUGAGAGCAAGAAUGAAUAUGCGGCUCAGCUACAGAACUUCAAUGGCGAACAAUGGAAACAUUUUAAUGUUGCUAUUCCACAAAUUUUUAAGAACCUGCAGGACAUGGACAGCAGGAGAACUGUGAAGCUGGGCGAGACCUACAAGAGCUUCGCUGAUGUGGAGCGCAGAGUCAUCCCCAUUAUCUCCAAGUGUCUGGAGGGAAUGGUGUCGGCUGCGAAGUCGGUGGAUGACCGCAGGGAUUCUCUGAUAGUGGUGGAAUCCUUCAAAUCUGGGUUUGAACCACCUGGGGAUUUCCCUUUCGAAGAUUUCAGCCAGAACAUCUACAGGUCAGGUUCCGACGGAACUAUCAGCACUCCUAAGAUUGACACCAUGAAGACGGAUCCCAAGCACUCGCUGGGGAAGGCCAAGAACAAGCUGUGGCUGUUUGGGAAGAAACCCAAGGGGCCAGCACUGGAGGAUUUUAGUCACCUUCCCCCUGAGCAGAGGCGCAAGAAACUGCAGCAGAGGAUUGAUGAACUCAACAAAGAGCUGCAGAAAGAGGUGGACCAAAGAGAUGCACUGAACAAGAUGAAAGACGUCUACGAGAAAAGCCCUCAGAUGGGAGACCCUGGAAGUCUGCAGCCCAAAAUAGCUGAGACCAUAAGCAACAUAGAGCGCCUCCGAGUGGAGAUUCACAAAAAUGAGGCCUGGCUGUCUGAGGUGGAAGGUAAACAGAGCGCAAGAGGCGACCGGCGCCCCAGCGCGGAGGUCAACCACCACACUCCACACGGGCGAGAGAGCCCGGAGGGCAGCUACACAGAGGACCCGAGUCAGGAGCACAGGAGUCCUCCACAGCCUGACCCGCACGAGUUUGAUGACGAGUUUGAUGACGACGACCCGCUGCCUGCGAUCGGACAUUGCAAAGCACUCUAUGCCUUCGAUGGUCAAAACGAAGGCACCCUGGCGAUGAAGGAAGGAGAGGUGCUCUACAUCAUUGAGGAGGACAAAGGCGAUGGCUGGACACGAGCACGGAAGCAGGGUGGUGAGGAGGGCUAUGUGCCGACGUCCUACGUGGACAUCACUCUGGAGAAAAAUAGCAAAGGUUCCUGAGUGGCUGAGUGGGUUUCUGUCACUGUGGGCGAGUCAUUGAAGGAGGGUACAUGCAGCUUUCUGUCUCUUGGGAGGGGGAGGGGGCAGGCUCCUAGCUGGGGCCAGCCAGGAGCUUUAGAAGGAGGUUGCAUGUUUGCAUGCAGACAUCCAUUGACAUUAACGCCAUUCUGUCCGAAAGGAGGGUUGCCACAACUGUCCAUGUUACACACUUGUGUAACAUGGCCACGCUCUCCUGCCAUUCCACGCUUGAAAUGCAUAGAACUGACACUUAACCGAUCGCUGGCUACAGUAAGGCACUGGCCUGAUAUACAAGUGGGUGGCAGCAGAAUUUCCUGAACCCAAAGAGAAAUGAUUUAAAUGAUUUAAUGAAUCUAAAAAGAAUUGUAGCCUCUGCCAGGACAAAAUGGAUAAAUUCUUGGAUAAAUAAAUACAACUUGAGGCAAUUUUGAACUUGAUUUUGAACCAACCCUAAUCCCUUGUCUUGACCACUGAUGCGUAGGAUUUUUUCAUUGAUCCUACAGUGUGGAAUGUCUGCCUGUGCCAGCCUGUAUGCUUUGCCCUUAACAUGCCACAGCAUGUCUUUGAAACAUCUUCCUAGGUUGAGAUUCAGGAUUGUUCGCAUGGCAUCAUGUUUAAAUGUGUGAUUCAUGUGCAUCUAAGCCUGUGUUCGAUCGUCAUCAAAUCCCACAUCUUAUUUCCUCUCUUUUCCUCUCAAAACAUUUACGUUCCGGUACUUUUUUCCCCCAUUUGCGCUGCUAUAACUCAGUUCAUUGCACCAUGCACAAGCACGUCACUCUCGGUCAGUGGCAGAACAGCAGAAUGGCAGCUGGUCUCUGGGGCUGCCCAGCAAAGGGGGGAACCUCCUCUAGCCUCCCAGCAGCCUGUGCUGGGGCGGGGCUGGCAGUGCCACAGGGAGCCCUUUUUCUGCGGACCUGGAGUACCAGUGCAACGUGUAAGAAGAGAUUUCACUGGACAAAGGUGAAGGACCAAAUCCCACUGACACUCCAGACUCUCCAAGCAAUCCAUGCCUUAAUACAGCUCUACGGUGGAAGAGUGCCUAAAUCUGCUGAGUGCCAAUCCAAUAAAAAGCGACGCAAGGGCUUCAUUUAUUUAAGCACUGGUGUAUUACGGUGCUUUUCUGGAAUUUGUUGAGAUCUCUUCUUUUAUGCUCUGGUGGAUCUGUUUAUCCUCUCCUGUGGUUUCAGAACCACUUCCAGUGAUUGGUGCAUCUCAAGAAAGCAUUUGUUUUUAACACACACAUAUAUUGUAUGUAUAAAUAUUGCUUUGUUAUUGGACAUUGAUAUGUAUUAACACCUUAUUUCAUACUGAAUGUGUUUCUAUUAUUACCUUUUUAUGGGGUUUUUAAUCAGAUGAACAACCUGUUUUUUGGAAUCGUGACAUGAUUGCAGUCUUUUUUUUCUUUGAGACGUGCUUCUGUAUAGGGACCUGCUCAUAUCUUAACUAAAUGCACUUUUGCCCUAUCAAGUCUAAAGAAAUAAAUAUGGACGUUGCUUUUUGUAUAAAUGUAAAUAGACAGCAGUAACCACCAUGACUGUUUUGGUAUGGACUUUUUAAGUGCAUUUUAAACUAAAAUGCUAAAAUCUUCUUUCAUCAGGUUAUUCCUGUAGAUUCUUUUGAUACUUCUAACAUUUUUUAUUUAAUAAUUUUGAAACCGAGAUGAAAUGGUAACUAUUUCAGAUAUUUAGACUAAAUAGCCGACAGGGUAUCUGUGUAAUUCCUUAAUUGCUAAUGAAAUAGUCAAGCAUAUUUCAAGUGAAGGCUUCUCAGUUUAGUUUUGGUUUGUUGAACUGGUACAUGUCAUUAUCUGUGGCUGUGUGAACCGAAUACAUGGUAGUUUUUUCCCCUCUUUUUAACCUAUAGCCCUAAUAUUUAAAACUGUGAAAGAUACAUGUUGAUACUUUUUUAUUUUCUCAGUCUUCAGAAAUGUAUCUGCUUUUGUUCUGCCGGGAGUGCAUUUGAAACAGAAGUGCACACGCGUAUUCUUAAAGGAAAGUCUGUAUUAAAUGUAUGGCCUUUAAAUAUAUAAAAAGAAUAUAUUUUGGUGUUAUUUUGCUUUUGGUUGCCAUUCUGGUUUCAAGUUAUUCUGGUUUCAAGUUAUUGAAACUACCCCAAUCAUAGAUUGUAAAGACAGACUGCUGUCAAUUUCUGAACAAGGAAGAAAUUAAGUUAAUUGAGCAGUCAUUAUUCCCCCUGAAUACUCUGAUUUCUGAAAAUUAAUCUGAAAACUUGUGGAUAUCCUUAAAUGUUUUAUGGAAUGGGUUGUGUCUGAAAUAUAUUGAUAGUAAGAGCUUCCCAUUUUUAUUCUCUUGUUAGCCUGAUCAGACAUUUUAAUGUGUCUUAUGACAUUUGCAGUCUAAAAUGAGGCCUGAUUGUGAAAACCACUAUGUACACUCUAGGUCCUCCUUUCCAUAUUCUGUUGUCCGCAACUGCUGUUUGUCUCUUCUGGAUGGCUUUUAAGACACCAGACCAUUCCAAUAGUUCUCAGUGGAAGGUGCUUUUAAAUCAUUGCAGAUCUGUGACAAAGUGAGAUGUGCAGCUCAUCACUGGGAGAAGAUUUGGAAAGUUUGAAAAAGGUAGAAAUGAUUUGAUGUGAAAAUGUGCUUAUAAUUUGAUCAUGCUCUUUUUCAGCGUUUUAUGGCUAAUUCUUUGUUAUACCCCCUCAGAAAAUCUCACCUUUUAAAGAGUUGUGCUUGUUGUACCUAAUAGUUACCCCCUCGAAGGUCUUAAACACAAGGUUACACAAUUAAGCUGGGGAUGGUAAAUCAUAGAAAGGUAACCAGUGCAGAGGUCUAAGAGUUCAUUGUAUAAGUGUUAACCUCACUUUCUCUGUGCUGUAAUGUUUGAGAAGUGCAGUUUUUUGUAGGUAUAUGCACAGAUCCCUAAAGUCAGUGAUCUAUAAUACUUCUGAUUAACUUGUGUACCUGUCAAAGGGAAAUAUGACCACCAAUACACUUCACUUGUUUCAACAUGUAAGGCAAAACAAAUGUCAGAAUGUGUUGUCCUGUGUGUGAGCUUGUCCUCUAUCUCUGACUUCCUUAACAUCCCCAUAAUUCAGCUGGUAAAGCAGUUUCUCACUUCCCUAUCUGAUCUGCAUACACACAAGCAGAAUGACAGCUGCCGGUUGCCCAGAAUGGGUGCUGAAUUUCAGUGGUGGAUGAAACUUCAACGGGAUCCACUGGGAUGAAAAGCAUGAGGUAAUGCAAGGGAUUGUUUAUUAUUAUUAUAUUGGGCACAAAAGAAGAUACAAUGAAGACGAGAGCUGUCAGAAAUUCCUACACAGAGGAGAGUGGCUCUAGCAGUUUCUGUCCCCUCCCGCAUUAAAGGAAACGUUGAAAUGGAGUAUGCCAACUUAUAAACGCAGCUCUCGAGCAGAGUCUAGUGGCGGUGGUUUUAUUUCUACAUGUUGUGCACAUGUUUUUUUUAAAGAAAAUCUUAAUUGUUGUGAGCGACUUUGUUGGGAAAAAAGUCCUGUUCUCUGUUGAGAAUUUUGUUCUAAUAAAACAAAAACAAAAUCCUA